AUGCCCAAGGUCCUUGAUGAAGACAGACCGUAUUGGUGGGUUCACACCAAUGGGAAGGAACAUAUAAAGUUGAAACAAUUUCCCCUAACUUGCGAAGUUGGACCGGGAAGUCCAUCUGGUCAUUGCAUGGUUAUGAUAUCUGGUUGGCUUCCUUUGCUAUUGUAUAUUAGAAGGAAGUACAACAGGCUCGGUUUUAUUCUUCUUUCCUCAUUCAUUACUUGCAUCGUUCUAGUUGCUAUAAGCAGAAUGUACAUUGCCACUCAUUUUCCCCAUCAAACUAUUCUGGGAUCGAUAGCAGGUGCAGUCAUAGGUCUCUUUUUCCACGAAUUAUUAAUGACUCCUCAUAUUAUGUGUUCCAAAUCCAACAAAAAGAUCAUUCGUUUCCAUUCCUCUUUCCUGAACUCUCCAUCGGUGUUAAUUGCAAUUGGAGUUCUUAGCCUAAUUACAGGAAAAGCUUUUGGUGCAUUAUUGAAUUACCUUGGCAAGGAUGUGGAACGCAGUUAUCAACUAGCCAUAAAAUAUUGUGCUCGAUCUGAGUGGCUGCAUCCUUCGACCUCUGCCAUGGCUUCUUACUCUCGAGUCACUGGCGCUCUUAUUGGACUGGCAGGAGCCCUUUAUCUCCACCCGCUGUCCGCAAGUACUUCCACGCCGGUUGUCACAUCCCUUCGAGAGUUCAUUUUAUCAUGCACUGCCACAUUUAGUGGCUACUAUGUAUCCCAUAAAGCACUCCUCUUUGUCUCUCCGUGCAUGAAAAGCUUCGUCAAACCAAUUACCUUUAUCUCCGAUAUUUCCCAUCUCAUUUAUAUGGCCGUUCUGAGUGCUCUUUUCCCAAUACUUGUCGCUUUUGUACAUUCAACACUUCAUUGCAAAUUCUUUGCAAAAUUUGACAAGCAAUCUACUUCGCCCAAACCCAGAACUGAAAAGUCAAUUAUGAUUGACAAUGAUGAAGCAAUUUCUAUACGAUGCAGGAGGUAA
Molecule: messenger RNA, 975 nt
Organism: Rodentolepis nana
Lineage: Eukaryota; Metazoa; Platyhelminthes; Cestoda; Cyclophyllidea; Hymenolepididae
Source: the annotation of a GenBank genome assembly